Messenger RNA from Vicia faba (fava bean), 648 nucleotides. The record is from the annotation of a GenBank genome assembly. Lineage: Eukaryota; Viridiplantae; Streptophyta; Magnoliopsida; Fabales; Fabaceae.
AUGGUGGUGAAAGUGUACGGCCCAACCUAUGGUUCUCCGAAAAGGGUGUUGGUGUGUCUCUUUGAAAAAGAAGUUGAGUUUGAAGCUGUUGAUAUCGAUAUCUUCAAGGGAGAGCAUAAACAACCUGAUUUCCUCAAACUGCAGCCUUUUGGAGAGCUUCCUCUUGUUCAAGAUGGUGAUUAUACCCUCUAUGAAUCUAGAGCAAUUAUCAGAUACUAUGCAGAAAAGUACAAGAACCAAGGAACUGAUUUGUUGGGAAAGACAAUAGAAGAAAGAGGUCUUGUGGAACAAUGGCUUGAAGUGGAAGCACAUAGCUUUCAUCCAGCAAUCUACAACUUGGUGGUCCAGGUUCUGUUUGCUCCAUUAAAGGGUGCUCCUUCUGACCAAAAAGUGAUUGAAGAGAGUGAUGAAAAGCUGAAAAAAGUGUUGGAUAUUUAUGAAGAAAGACUGUCAAAGACAAAGUACUUGGCUGGUGAUUUCUUCAGUCUUGCUGAUCUUAGCCAUCUUGCAUUUGGUCACUAUUUGGUGAAUCAAACUGGGAGAGCAAGUUUGGUUAGAGAGAGGAAACAUGUGAGUGCUUGGUGGGAUGAUAUUAGUAACAGACCAUCUUGGAAGAAGGUUCUGGAGCUAUAUAACUACCCUGUGUAA